CCAUUGAGGAGCCGGGAGAGGAAGAGCCGCGCAGCGCCGGGCUGGGCGGGCGGCCCGGGACACCGACAGGACAAGGUUCUUCAGCCUCAGCACUGUUGACAUCAGGCUGGAUAAUUGUUUGCUGUGGGGGAGCUGUCUUGUGCGUUGUAGGAUGUUUAGCUGCUUCCCUGGUCUCUACUCACAAGAUCCCAACUGCAGCGCCCCGUCACGAUAAUCAAAAAUGUCUCUAGACGUUGCCUAAUUGCAUUUGGACGAGAAUCGCUGACCAGGACAGUCUACUUCCAAGAUUCUUCUAUGACCAUGAGAGAGAGAAAUAAAGAAUGAUCCAUGAUUUUUAAACACCUUGUCUUGAGGAUAUAGUCAUGUUGGAAGGUCUUGUAGCCUGGGUUCUCAAUACCUAUCUGGGGAAAUACGUCAAUAACCUGAACACUGAUCAGCUCUCUGUUGCACUUCUGAAAGGUGCUGUUGAGUUGGAAAACUUGCCGUUGAAGAAAGAUGCCUUGAAAGAGCUGGAAUUACCGUUUGAAGUCAAAGCUGGCUUGAUUGGGAAGGUGACUCUUCAGAUUCCCUUUUAUCGCCCCCACGUGGACCCUUGGGUGAUCUCCAUCUCCAGCCUUCACUUAAUUGGAGCCCCUGAAAAGCUAGAGGAUUUCGAUGUUGAGAAGGAGAAGCUCUUGGAGAGGGAGCGCAAGAAGGCUCUACUUCAAGCCCUGGAGGACAGAUGGAAGAAUGAACGCCAGCGGAAGGGGGAGUCCUACUGGUAUUCAGUCACUGCCUCAGUAGUUACGAGAAUUGUGGAGAAUAUCGAAUUAAAAAUUCAAGAUGUCCAUUUGCGCUUUGAAGAUGGCGUUACCAAUCCGUCCCAUCCUUUUGCGUUUGGCAUCUGUAUUAAGAAUGUGUCCAUGCAGAAUGCUGUGAAUGAGCCUGUACAGAAGUUAAUGCGGAAAAAACAACUAGAUGUGGCAGAGUUUAGCAUCUAUUGGGAUGUCGAUUGCACUUUAUUGGGGGAUUUGCCUCAGGUGGAGUUACAGGAGGCCAUGGACAAGAGCAUGGAGAGUCGCGAUCAUCACUACAUCCUGGAACCUGUGUGUGCAUCUGCUCUUUUGAAGAGAAAUUGCUCCAAAGAACCUCUGAGGUCGCGACACACCCCCCGUAUUGAAUGUGAUAUUCAUCUGGAGACCAUCCCCUUGAAACUGUCUCAGCUGCAACACCGGCAAAUCAUGGAAUUCCUCAAGGAGCUGGAACGGAAGGAGAGGCAGGUGAAGUUCCGAAAGUGGAAACCCAGAGUGGCUGUAUCGGAGAACUGCCGAGAAUGGUGGUAUUUUGCUUUGAAUGCUAACCUGAAUGAGAUCAGAGAGGAGAGGAAGCGCUGUACCUGGGACUUCUUGUUACACCGCGCCCGCGACGCUGUGUCUUACACCGACAAAUACUUCAGCAAGCUGAAAGGAGGCUUGCUGCCUGCGGACGACAAGGAGGAAAUGUGUCGGAUUGAAGAGGAACAGAGCUUUGAGGAGUUGAAGAUUUUGCGUGAACUGGUUCACGAACGAUUUCACAAACAAGAAGAAUUGGCAGAGAGCCUACGAGAGCCUCAAUCUGAUUCUCCAGGCGACUCUCCUGGGGACCCAGAGCCCAGCGGAGGCAGCCGGAUGCUGCAGUACCUGCAGUCCUGGUUUCCUGGCUGGGGAGGCUGGUACGGGCAGCAGAGCCCUGAGGGGAGAGCGGUCGAGGGUCUUUCAGCAGAACAGCAUGAACAGUGGAACCCCGAGGAGAUCCUAGGCACUGAGGAGUUUUUUGACCCCACUGCCGACGCCUCCUGUGUGAACACGUAUACGAAGCGGGACCACAUCUUUGCCAGACUGAACUUGCAGCUACAGCGGGGCACUGUGACCUUGCUGCACCAGGAGCCGGGCGCCCUGCAGACGCAGGAGAGCGCGUUUAUGCAGCUCGAGUUUUCAGACGUGAAACUACUAGCAGAGUCUCUUCCUCGAAGAAAUUCCUCCUUGCUCUCAGUCCGGUUGGGUGGACUGUUUCUUCGAGACCUGGCCACAGAAGGAACCGUGUUUCCCCUUCUGGUGUUCCCUAAUUCACAAAAAGAAGUUGGCAGAGUCUCACAGUCUUUUGGUCUCCAGACAACAUCCGCAGACAGAAGUGAUCAGAAUCCUGCUGCGGACCCAGAUGACCCAGUUUUUGAGAUGCUGUAUGAGAGAAAUCCAGUGCACAGCCAUUUUGAGAGGCGGCUGAAUGUCAGCACGAGGCCCUUGAACAUCAUAUACAAUCCCCAGGCUAUUAAAAAAGUAGCAGACUUUUUCUACAAGGGAAAGGUUCAUACCUCAGGGUUUGGUUAUCAGUCUGAACUUGAGCUGAGAGUGGCAGAAACUGCCCGAAGACAGUAUAACAGGCUGAAGAUGCAGACCAAGGCGGAAAUCCGACAGACUCUCGAUCGUCUGCUAGUGGGUGAUUUCAUCGAAGAAAGUAAAAGGUGGACCGUGCGACUAGAUAUUUCAGCCCCUCAGGUGAUAUUUCCUGAUGAUUUCAAAUUCAAGAAUCCCGUGUUAGUUGUCGUGGAUCUAGGGAGAAUGCUGUUGACAAAUUCCCAAGAUGACUCCAAGAGGAAAAGUGGGGAUGGGCCAGCAUCUGAAGAGAACCAGUUUAGUGAUGACGAAUAUAAGACACCUCUUGCCACACCUCCCAACACCCCACCUCCUGAGACAAGCGGCAGUAAUGGAGGGAAAACACCUCCAUUUCCUGGAGUUGAGUUCAGUGAAGAGCAGCUUCAAGCGCAUUUAAUGAGCACGAAGAUGUAUGAGAGGUACUCCCUCUCGUUUAUGGACCUCCAGAUCAUGGUUGGACGAGUGAAGGACAAUUGGAAGCAUGUCCAGGAUAUUGAUGUGGGACCAACCCAUGUGGUUGAGAAAUUCAACGUUCACCUACAGUUAGAACGUCGAUUGAUUUAUACUUCAGAUCCUAAGUACCCUGGAGCUGUGCUCUCGGGCAACCUACCAGACUUAAAAAUCCACAUCAAUGAAGAUAAAAUAUCUGCUCUGAAGAAUUGCUUUGCUCUCCUGACCACCCCAGAAACGAAGGCUUCUGACACUCAGUUUAAAGAGCAGAUUUUUCCCCAAGCAGGGCAGCGGGGAAGUUUGCAGGACUCAGUAAUGAAUUUAACCCAGAGCUUUGUGAUGUUAGAGCAGCAUACCCGGGAGGUUCUGGUGGAAUCACAGCUCCUCCUGGCUGAAUUUAAAGUGAACUGUAUGCAGCUUGGUGUUGAGAGCAAUGGCCGGUACAUUUCUGUGCUCAAGGUGUUUGGGACCAAUGCUCACUUUGUGAAGAGGCCUUACGAUGCUGAAGUCUCCCUGACGGUUCACGGUUUGCUCCUGGUGGACACGAUGCAGACAUACGGUGCUGAUUUUGACCUUCUGAUGGCUUCGCAUAAGAACCUGAGCUUUGAUAUCCCGACAGGAAGCCUCCGGGAUAGCAGGGCCCAGUCCCCUGUCUCUGGACCCAAUGCGGUUCACCUCACUAAUGCUGCCAUGCUGAACGACCCGUCAGCUACUGGUGUUGCCCUUGAGAAAAUUCUCACCAAAGAACAGGAGUCCCUCAUUAAAUUGGAAUAUCAGUUUGUGAGUUCAGAGUGCCCGUCUAUGAAUUUGGACAGCACUCUUCAGGUGAUUUCAUUACAGGUGAAUAAUUUGGAUAUUAUCCUAAACCCGGAGACCAUCGUGGAACUGAUUGGUUUUCUUCAAAAAUCUUUUCCCAAGGAAAAAGACGAUUUGAGUCCUCAGCCUUUAAUGACCGAUUUUGAAAGAAGCUUUAGGGAAGAAGGAACUUACCAGUCUACGUACGAACAAAACACUGAGGUUGCAGUGGAGAUCCACAGGCUUAACUUACUGCUCGUUCGGACGGUGGGAAUGGCCAAUGGCGAGAAACAUGGCAGAAAAAUCGCCACCGCGAGCAUUGGUGGCACCAAAGUGAACGUUUCAAUGGGCAGCACGUUUGACGUGAAUGGUUCUCUCGGCUGCUUGCAGCUUAUGGACCUGACACAAGAUAAUGUUAAGAACCAGUACGUUGUCAGCAUUGGGAAUUCCAUAGGCUAUGAAAAUAUCGUCAGCGAUAUUGGCUACUUUGAAUCUGUAUUUGUCAGAAUGGAAGAUGCAGCCCUCAGUGAAGCUUUGAGUUUCACAUUUGUUGAGAAAUCUAAACAGGAGUGUUUUCUCAACCUCAAGAUGGCUUCCUUGCAUUAUAACCACUCUGCCAAAUUCUUGAAGGAGUUGACAUUGUCCAUGGAUGAACUGGAGGAGAAUUUCCGAAGUAUGCUGAAAAGCGCAGCUACCAAAGUCACUACGGUACUCGCCACCAAGACGGCCGAAUACAGUGAGAUGGUGUCACUCUUUGAAACUCCAAGGAAGACUCGGGAAGCCUCCAUCUUUGAAGAAAAUGAAAUGUAUGGGUUUGGCCUCGCUGGGUCUCAUUCCGACACCGUGAAGCUAAUCUUGAACAUAAACAUCGAAUCCCCUGUUGUUUCAAUCCCUCGAAAGCCUGGGAGUCCUGAGUUGUUGGUGGGACACUUGGGACAGAUAUUCAUCCAGAAUUUUGUGUCGGGAGAUGAUGAAUCCAGAAGUGACCGCCUGCAGGUGGAAAUUAAAGACAUUAAGUUAUAUUCUUUGAAUUGCACCCAGUUGGCAGGCAGAGAGGGUCCUGGGUCCGAAGUCAGCCGGGCGUUUGGUUCUCCUUCUGGGUCUGCCAGUGCCAAUAGUCAAGAGGAAGCUCAUUUCACCCGACAUGAUUUCUUUGAAUCUUUGCAUAGAGGUCAAGCUUUUCACAUCCUGAACAAUACCACCAUUCAGUUUAAACUGGAGAAGAUCCCUAUAGAGAGAGAAUCUGAAUUGACUUUCUCCCUUAGUCCAGAUGACCUGGGAACUUCUAGCAUCAUGAAGAUUGAAGGGAAAUUUGUCAACCCAGUUCAGGUGGUGUUAGCAAAGCACGUAUAUGAGCAGGUUUUACAGACACUGGACAAUCUUGUGUAUAGUGAAGAUCUGAAUAAGUUUCCAGUCACUGCUGCCUCCUCACCUUGCCCUAAUUCUCCUCUGCCUUCCCUCAGUACCUGUGGAGAACCUUCCAUUGAAAGGAAGGAGAAUGGAUUGUUCAGCCACUCCAGCCUUUCUAACUCUUCUCAAAAGUCCUUGUCUCUGAAGGAAGUCAAGUCCUUUACCCAGAUUCAAGCCAACUUUUGUAUCCCAGAGCUUCAAGUCCAGCUAAGUGGAGAUCUGACUUUGGGGGCCCAGGGUCUUGUGAGCUUAAAGUUUCAGGAUUUUGAGGUAGAAUUCAGUAAAGACCAUCCUCAGACUUUAUCCAUUCAGAUUGCCCUGCGCUCUCUGCUCAUGGAAGACUUACUGGAGAAGAAUCCGGAUUCCAAAUAUAAGAACCUGAUGGUGUCUCGGGGGGCCCCUAAGCCAUCUAGUUUAGCACAAAAAGAAUAUCUCUCUCAGUCCUGUCCUUCAGUAUCCAAUGUGGAGUAUCCUGAUAUGCCUCGGUCUCUCCCUUCCCACAUGGAAGAAGCUCCUAAUGUCUUCCAGCUGUAUCAGAGACCCACCUCGGCAUCCCGGAAGAAGCCAAAGGAAGUCCAAGACCAGGACUAUCCCUUGACUCCACCCCCUUCUCCAACAGUAGACGAGCCCAAGAUACUUGCUGGAAAGAGUAAAUUUGAUGAUUCUUUGGUACAUAUCAAUGUAUUCUUGGUGGAUAAGAAACAUCCAGAAUUCUCUUCCAGUUACAGUCGAGUUAACCGGAACAUUGAUGUUGAUUUUAACUGCUUGGAUGUACUGAUCACGCUGCAAACGUGGGUGGUGAUACUGGAUUUUUUUGGAAUUGGUUCCACUGCAGACAACCAUGCAAUGAAGGUACCUCCUGAGGACAUUCUACAAAAUGUGAAGUCAGAAUCAAAUGCUCUGCUAGAGUCUGAACUUCAGGAUCCAGUCAACACCAAGAUGGAUCUCAAGGUGCAUUCGCUCUCUCUCGUGCUGAAUAAGACCACCAGUGAGCUGGCUAAAGCGAGUGUGUCCAAAUUAGCGGCACACCUGGAAAUGAUUGAUGGAGACCUGGCCUUGCAGGGAAGCAUUGGGAGCCUGUCCCUAAGUGACCUUACAGCCCAUGGAGAAUUCUACAGAGAGCGGUUUACUACCAGUGGAGAAGAAGCACUCAUUUUCCAAACUUUUAAAUAUGGACGGCCCGACCCUCUGCUCCGGAGGGAACACGACAUUCGAGUGAGCCUCCAGAUGGCCUCCGUACAGUAUGUGCACACGCAGCGUUUUCAGGCGGAGGUGGUGGCCUUCAUUCAGCAUUUCACUCAGCUGCAAGAUGUCUUAGGACGCCAGCGAGCUGCUAUUGAGGGGCAGACGGUGAGAGAUCAAGCCCAGCGCUGUUCACGGGUUCUCCUGGAUAUUGAGGCGGGUGCUCCUGUUCUCCUUAUCCCUGAAAGUUCCAGAUCAAAUAAUCUAAUUGUAGCAAAUUUGGGGAAGCUGAAAGUCAAGAACAAGUUUCUCUUUGCUGGUUUUCCCGGGACCUUUUCCUUGCAGGAUAAGGAGUCUGUGCCUUCAGCUUCCCCAACGGGUACCCCCAAACACAGUUUGAGGAAAACGACAAAUGCAGAGGACCCGAAGGGAACCCAUUCCGAGGGGCUGUUUAUGAUGCCUCCUGCUGGAGUGAGUGCAGGCAGCCUGAGGAAUGAGUCUGUGCCGAGUACCUCGGCCAAGCAGCAAGGACAGCAAGCCACACCCUCCACCGGCCGGGUUCCUGGUAGUCCUGAAGACCACGUCUGCCUGCUGGAUUGCAUUGUCGUGGAUCUGCAAGACAUGGACAUCUUUGCUGCAGAGAGACGUCCACGAGAGUAUUCUAAGGCCUCAGACGACAGCAGUGGAGAUCUGAUCUUCCCUUCCUAUUUUGUGCGGCAGACGGGAGGGAGUCUCCUCACUGAGCCUUGUAGGCUGAAAUUGCAGGUGGAAAGGAAUUUGGACAAAGAAAUAAGUCACACUGUGCCAGACAUAUCUAUCCACGGCAACCUCUCCUCAGUCCACUGCUCCCUGGAUUUGUACAAAUACAAGCUGAUCCGUGGUUUAUUGGAGAACAACCUUGGUGAGCCCAUAGAGGAAUUUAUGCGGCCUUACGAUUUACAAGACCCAAGAAUUCACACUGUUCUCAGUGGAGAAGUGUACACGUGCAUGUGUUUCCUCAUCGAUAUGGUGAAUGUAAGUCUGGAGCUGAAAGAUCCGAAAGGAAAAGAAAGUGCUGGGUCCUUAGCCAGAUUUGACUUCAAGAAAUGUAAACUGCUCUAUGAAAGCUUUUCCAACCAAACCAAGUCCAUUAACUUGGUUUCCCAUUCCAUGAUGGCUUUUGACACCCGCUAUGCUGGGCAGAAGGCCAGUCCCGGCAUGACAAAUGUAUUCAGCUGUAUUUUUCAGCCUUCCAGGAACAGCAGCACUGCCCAGGGAUCCAUUCAGAUCGAACUACAUUUCAGAUCUACGAAGGACUCAUCCUGUUUUACGGUAGUCCUCAACAACCUUCGCGUGUUUCUCAUAUUUGACUGGCUGCUGUUAGUCCAUGAUUUUCUCCACACUCCCAGCGAUACUAAGAAACAGACUAAUGUUACUCCUUCUCGCCGCCACCGUAACUCUAGCAGUGAAUCUGCUGUCGUCCCCAAAACUGUGAAAAGUGGAGUAGUUACCAAGCGGUCUUCCCUUCCUGUGUCCACAGAAAGGCAUCUUGAAGUCAAGGUCAAUGUAACAGGCACGGAGUUUGUGGUUGUUGAAGAUGUGUCCUGCUUCGAUACCAACGCCAUUAUUCUCAAAGGCACUACAGUGCUCACCUAUAAACCCCGAUUUGUCGAUCGCCCCUUUUCAGGGAGUUUGUUUGGCAUCGAGGUGUUUUCAUGCCGACUAGGGAAUGAACAUGAUACAGCUCUUUCAAUUGUUGAUCCGGUUCAAAUUCAGGUGGAACUCGUGGGGAAUUCUUCUUAUCAGAACAGUUCAGGAUUGAUGGAUGCAUUCAAUAGUGAAGAUUUCCCACCGAUCUUAGAGAUUCAGUUACAGGCCCUGGAUAUCAGACUCUCCUAUAACGAUGUUCAGCUGUUUCUUGCCAUCGCAAAAUCUAUCCCAGAGCAAGCCCAUGCUGCCGGCCCCGACGCAGUGGCCUUGGAGGCCAGCUCCGUUAGCAGUCACGUUCCCGGUGCGCCUCGAGCCGGAGAGGAAGUCAGAGAAGGGACGAGACAUACCCUAGAUCCUGUCUUGGAGUUACAGCUGGCUAGACUACAGGAGCUGGGAUUCAGCAUGGACGAUUGCCGCAAAGCCCUUCUGGUCUGUCAAGGCCAACUGAAAAAGGCAGCAAGUUGGUUGUUUAAGAAUGCUGAACCUCUGAAGUCUCUUUCCCUGGCUGCUGAUAGCCACGAGAGCCAGGGGCCUGUGGCAGCCCAGCUGAUCUCUGGGGUGGAGGUGAAAGCGGAGAGUGUGUGCAUCUGUUUCAUCGAUGACUGCAUGGACUGUGACGUUCCUCUGGCUGAGCUCACCUUUUCCCGCCUGAGUUUUCUGCAGCAUGUAAGGACUAGCCCUGAAGGGUACGCCCACUUCACCCUUUCUGGAGAUUAUUAUAACCGUGCUCUGUCAGGCUGGGAGCCAUUUAUUGAGCCAUGGCCAUGCUCUGUAUCCUGGCAACAACAGGCAGCUAGUCGUCUCCAUCCUCCUCGACUGAAGCUAGAAGCCAAGGCCAAACCCCGUUUGGAUAUCAACAUCACCUCUGUACUCAUUGACCAGUAUGUAAGUACCAAGGAAUCGUGGAUGGCAGAUUACUGUAAACAGGACAAGGAAAUAGACUCAACCACAUCAGAAGACUGGAUGGGCUCUUCAGUGGACCCUCCAUGCUUUGGACAAAGCCUCCCCCUUGUCUACCUUAGAACUAGGAGUACAGCCAGUCUGACUAACCUAGAGCACCAGAUCUAUGCUAGAGCAGAGGUGAAAACCCCCAAGCGCCGGCAGCCCUUUGUCCCUUUUGCUCUGAGGAAUCACACAGGCUGCACUUUGUGGUUUGCCACCCUGACCACCACACCCACCAGGGCUGCACUGUCCCACAGUGGGAGUCCAGGGCUUGUUCCAGAAGGGAAUGGAACGUUUCUUGAUGAUGCUCACAAUGUCAGCGAAUGGCGGGAAGUCCUCACGGGUGAAGAGAUUCCCUUUGAAUUUGAGGCAAGAGGAAAGCUAAGACACAGACACACCCACGACCUCCGGAUUCAUCAGCUGCAAGUGAGAGUGAACGGCUGGGAGCAAGUGAGCCCAGUGUCUGUGGACAAAGUCGGGACAUUUUUCCGCUAUGCAGCACCGGAUAAGAAUUCCUCUUCCUCUACGAUUGGCAGCCCAGGCAGCAGAACGAAUAUUAUUCAUCCCCAGGUUUAUUUCUCUUCGCUCCCGCCUGUCCGGGUGGUCUUCGCCGUGACGAUGGAAGGCAGUGCUCGGAAAGUCAUCACCGUCCGGUCUGCCCUCAUUGUGAAGAACAGGCUUGAGACACCAAUGGAACUAAGACUGGAUAGCCCGUCAGCUCCCGACAAGCCUGUGGUGCUGCCUGCCAUCAUGCCAGGGGAUUCGUUUGCUGUGCCUUUACAUCUCACUUCUUGGCGGCUACAGGCCCGGCCCAAGGGAUUGGGCGUAUUUUUCUGUAAGGCUCCUAUCCACUGGACCAAUGUAGUGAAGACUGCAGAGGUUAGCAGCAGCAAACGAGAGUGCCACUCUAUGGACUUGGACAAAAGCCGGUUCUUCAGGUUUUGCGUAGCCAUAAAGAAGGAGAAUUACCCAGAUUAUAUGCCCUCAAACAUAUUUUCUGACAGUGCAAAGCAGAUCUUCAGACAACCCGGGCAUACCAUAUAUCUCCUGCCAACUGUGGUCAUCUGCAACUUGUUACCUUGUGAACUUGAUUUUUACGUUAAAGGAAUGCCAAUUAAUGGGACAUUGAAACCUGGCAAAGAGGUGGCCCUGCACACAGCUGACACAUCCCAGAACAUCGAAUUAGGGGUAUCGCUGGAGAACUUCCCACUCUGUAAAGAAUUGCUCAUUCCACCGGGAACCCAAAACUACAUGGUAAGAAUGCGACUCUACGACAUCAACCGGCGGCAGCUGAACCUCACCAUCCGGAUUGUGUGUCGAGCAGAAGGAUCCUUGAAGAUCUUCAUUUCUGCUCCAUAUUGGCUGAUUAACAAAACAGGGUUACCGCUGAUCUUCAGACAGGACAAUGCAAAGACAGACACUGCAGGCCAGUUCGAAGAGCAUGAGCUGGCCCGGAGCCUGAGCCCUCUCUUAUUCUGCUACGCGGACAAAGAGCAGCCCAACCUCUGCACGAUGCGAAUCGGAAGGGGGAUUCAUCCGGAAGGCAUGCCGGGCUGGUGUCAGGGCUUCUCACUGGAUGGCGGUAGUGGUGUCCGAGCUUUGAAAGUCAUCCAGCAAGGAAACCGCCCAGGGCUGAUCUAUAACAUUGGUAUUGAUGUCAAGAAAGGCCGAGGUCGAUAUAUUGACACCUGUAUGGUCAUCUUUGCCCCCCGGUACCUGUUAGAUAAUAAAUCAUCUCACAAGCUUGCAUUUGCACAGAGGGAAUUUGCCAGAGGACAGGGAACAGCCAAUCCUGAAGGUUACAUUUCCACUCUUCCUGGUUCCAGCGUGGUGUUCCACUGGCCUCGGAAUGAUUAUGAUCAGCUCUUGUGUGUCAGACUGAUGGAUGUUCCCAAUUGUAUUUGGUCUGGAGGGUUUGAAGUCAAUAAGAAUAAUUCUUUUCAUAUCAACAUGAGAGAUACUCUGGGAAAAUGCUUCUUCCUGCGUGUGGAAAUUACUCUUCGAGGAGCUACCUAUCGGAUCUCAUUUAGUGACACAGACCAGUUACCCCCUCCUUUCCGAAUUGACAACUUCUCUAAGGUUCCAGUUGUCUUUACUCAGCAUGGUGUAGCUGAACCCAGGCUCCGAACUGAAGUGAAGCCCAUGACUUCGUUGGAUUAUGCCUGGGAUGAACCCACCCUGCCUCCUUUUAUCACGCUGACCGUCAAAGGGGCAGGCUCCUCAGAGCUCAACUGCAACAUGAACGAUUUCCAGGAUAACCGACAGCUUUAUUAUGAAAACUUCAUUUACAUUGCUGCUACAUAUACAUUCUCUGGUUUACAGGAGGGGACAGGAAGGCCUGUGGCUUCCAGCAAGGCUACCACCUGUGCAGAGCUGGUCUUGGAUGUCUCACCAAAGACACAGAGAGUCAUUUUAAAGAAGAAGGAGCCCGGGAAGCGCUCCCAGCUGUGGAGGAUGACCGGCACGGGCAUGCUGGCCCACGAGGGGUCUUCCGUGCCCCACAACCCCAAUAAGCCCUCUGCGGCCCGCUCCCCCGAGGGUUCCGCCAUUUUAGACAUCGCUGGCCUUGCUGCAGUAACUGACAACAGAUAUGAGCCACUGAUGCUAAGAAAGCCUGAUCGCAGGCGAAGCACAACUCAGACGUGGAGUUUCCGAGAAGGAAAACUGACCUGUGGGUUACAUGGGUUGGUUGUCCAGGCCAAAGGAGGGCUUUCUGGUUUGUUUGACGGAGCUGAAGUGGUUCUUGGUCCUGAUACUUCCAUGGAGCUUUUGGGGCCAGUGCCACCUGAACAACAAUUUAUCAACCAAAAAAUGAGGCCUGGUUCUGGAAUGUUAUCCAUCAGAGUCAUCCCAGACGGACCGACUAGAGCCCUCCAGAUAACAGAUUUCUCCCAACGGAAAAGUGACCGUUCAUCAUAUGAAGUGGGUGAACUUCCUGUAACUGAACAAGAGGUACAGAAAUUGAAGAAUCCAGACACAGAGCAGGAAUUAGAAGUGCUUGUGAAGUUAGAAGGUGGAAUUGGGUUGUCCUUAAUUAAUAAAGCCCCAGAAGAACUGGUCUUUGCAAGUCUUACAGGAAUCAAUGUGCACUAUACACAGUUGGCAACCAGUCAUAUGCUCGAACUCAGCAUACAGGAUGUACAGGUGGACAAUCAGCUCAUUGGUACCACUCAGCCCUUCAUGCUCUAUGUGACUCCCCUGAGCAACGAGAAUGAGGUCAUUGAGACCGGCCCUGCCGUGCAAGUGAAUGCGGUGAAGUUCCCCAGUAAGAGCGCGCUGACCAACAUCUACAAGCAUCUGAUGAUCACGGCUCAGAGAUUCACAGUGCAAAUUGAGGAGAAACUGCUUCUCAAGCUGCUGAGUUUUUUUGGCUAUGAUCAAGCAGAAUCAGAGGUGGAAAAGUAUGAUGAAAACCUCCAUGAAAAGACUGCUGAGCAAGGUGGAACACCAAUUCGGUAUUACUUUGAAAAUCUCAAAAUCAGCAUUCCCCAGAUCAAGCUGAGUGUGUUCACCUCCAACAAGCUUCCAUUGGAUCUUAAGGCCUUAAAAAGCACGUUGGGAUUUCCACUGAUUCGGUUUGAGGAUGCUGUGAUUAACCUGGAUCCAUUUACUCGGGUGCAUCCCUAUGAGACCAAGGAGUUCAUCAUCAAUGAUAUCCUCAAACAUUUCCAGGAGGAACUCCUCAGCCAGGCAGCUCGGAUCCUGGGAUCAGUGGACUUUCUCGGCAAUCCCAUGGGGCUUUUGAACGAUGUUUCCGAAGGGGUUACUGGACUGAUAAAGUAUGGAAAUGUCGGGGGCCUUAUCAGAAAUGUCACACAUGGCGUAUCAAACUCUGCUGCCAAGUUUGCGGGGACGCUGUCGGACGGCUUAGGGAAGACGAUGGACAAUCGGCAUCAGUCGGAGCGGGAGUACAUCAGAUACCACGCGGCCACGAGUGGGGAGCACCUCGUAGCCGGCAUCCACGGCCUGGCUCACGGUAUCAUUGGUGGAUUGACCAGUGUGAUAACCUCAACAGUGGAAGGAGUGAAAACAGAAGGGGGUGUCAGCGGUUUCAUAUCUGGCCUUGGGAAAGGACUCGUGGGCACUGUAACUAAGCCAGUGGCAGGCGCCCUGGAUUUUGCAUCAGAAACAGCCCAGGCGGUGAGAGACACAGCCACUCUCAGUGGCCCCAGGACUCAAGCCCAGAGGGUUCGCAAACCGCGCUGCUGCACCGGGCCCCAGGGGCUGCUGCCCCGCUAUUCUGAGAGCCAGGCAGAAGGGCAGGAGCAGCUCUUCAAACUGACAGACAACAUUCAGGACGAAUUCUUCAUAGCCGUGGAGAACAUCGACAGCUACUGUGUGCUCAUCUCCUCCAAAGCCGUUUACUUCCUGAAAAGUGGGGACUAUGUGGAUCGAGAGGCCAUCUUCCUGGAAGUCAAAUACGACGAUCUCUACCACUGCCUCGUCUCCAAGGACCACGGGAAGGUGUAUGUGCAGGUGACCAAGAAGGCUGUGAACUCAAGCAGUGGAGUGUCCAUCCCUGGCCCUUCCCACCAGAAGCCCAUGGUCCACGUGAAAUCGGAGGGCCUUGCCGUCAAGUUGUCACAAGAGAUAAACUAUGCAAAGAGCCUUUACUAUGAGCAGCAACUUAUGUUAAGACUCACUGAAAAUCAAGAGCGGUUGGAGCUGGACUCCUGAAAAAUCCCAGCUGCCAGAGAGACGCUCGCAGACACAAGCCCCAAGUCAAUCGGGAGGAAAGGCCCAAAGGCUUGGCCUAAAUCAGAGGCAAAACCGGAAAAAGGUUGGAGGGGGGGCUGUCAAGGAACGAGGGGACGAUACGAACGGAAACCGUAUUAAUUUGUGGGUGGGUUGGGGGGUUCCUUUAGAUUGCGGGGAAGUAAUUUUUAAAAGGUAUUGGCUGAAUAACGUUAAAAAAAAUGUACUGAGAUGAAUCUAAUUUUUAGAUUGCCCUGUAUUUUGUUAACAUGUAUAUAUGUACAACUGUGUGUUUGUAAAUAUGCAGGAGCGUUUCUGAGCAGGGCCUGUGACGUGUGUAAAGGUUUGUUAGCUGUAAAGUAAUAUAAAGUUAUAUUGGAUCUUCUAUUGCACUAAUUCUGCAUGUGUAAUUCAGGGUACUCGCUACAAAAAAGGCAUUCUUGAAAGGUGAAGAAUGUUCCAUGUUAGCUUUGGAAACCAGAGUAUUUGCAGGAAGAGGACGGAGGGGAGGUGGGCGGCCUCGAGGCUGGAGCGGGAGGGCAGCCCCCAAAGGAGGUGGCUCAGAAACCAACUCGUCUUUUAUUUAUUUCCCACCCCCCCCCCCCCUUUUAAGAGUAGUUCCUAGAUUAUCACAGAUUCUUUUCCCUCCAUCUGUCUGUUUGGCUUUGUCCUGACUAGUCUUGCACACACACACACACACACACCAGCAUUGUAAGUCUGUCUUGGGAUGUUGUCAGAGAGGAUCAGUUUGAAACACCGGUAGGCUCUGUUGAUUUCGAAGGGGAGAAAAAAAAAAAUCUCACACAACUGUUUGUUUUAACAAAUCAGAAAUCCACAGAUCUAUCAGAAGCCCACAGUUAAGAAUGCCCUCCUUUCCUUUCGGAACAACAACAAGGAGAAAGUCCUAGAACUCUUUUCUCUUUUGAUAAAGCCACAGGCAAGCACCACAGCCGCCCAGCCCUGGGCUCAGUGAUGGCAACACUGGGACGAGAAGGGAGAGGGAGAGAGCCUCAGAAAAGGGAAUGAAAUCCGAGUAUUAAAAAGCCGUUUUGCAAGUUUUUCAUGGAACCGAGAUUUGGCUAAAACAUCUCUUGUCCUCAGUGUUAAAUUCCAGCCAGUAGCAAGGCCUGGUAUGAGUGCCCUCUUCUGCCUGGGUCUUGUUCUUGUUGUUGGAAUAAACAGGUUGGGAGCGGGAGCUCACUCUAGAAUGAAUGACUAGCCUUGUGAUUUUAACAUUUUCAUUUUGAUAGAACUAAUCGGUUUCAACAACCUCGUCCCAUGUGGCGGAGAUCGAGAAUGACUCGGUGGAUCGGCAGAUGUGUGCAAGGUUUGGGUGUUUGUAACUCUUGACCCAAACCCUUCCAAGACUCACAUGAAGCUGAUCUGUCCAUCUCACCAUCCCUCCCCUCUGCGCACAUGCGCGUGUGCGUGCGUGUUUUUAAAGAAGCAGGAAGGGAGCUUUAGCACAAGUGCUCGAGAGCUCUAGCUCAGUGGGGUUUUCGAGGACCGCCUUGAACCCCAAGGUCUGUGUGGUCUUCGCCGACUCUAAGUUGGUGGGUGGCCGCGUUGAAGCUUAGCUCGCGAAGGGUUGGGGUGGGUUUGGGUUUGUCGUUUGUUGGCGUGUUUUGGUUUUUUUUUUUGCUGGGUGCCAGUCGUGACUGCGUCCCCUCACGCACAAGAUCCCCAGCAGGGUGACCUGUGUCUUCCUCACCAGCCUCCUCCUCUGCGCCCCACAAGUCUGCCUUGUGAUUUUUGUCAUCAGUGACCCACUGCCAGAGAUCACCGCCCCUUAAAGGUGAAACUCUCAGAAGGGUUGAUUGUUUGCCUCAGUGAGCCUUCUGUCGCUUUCUGGAAUGAAGUCGGUGGAAUUUCGUAAGACUGACGAGGGCGGCCUUGGGUCCCGUCCCCCCAAACCACCCCCCCCCCCGGGGCAGCUGUGACGCAGCAAGCCGGUGGGGGGCGCAACGCUGCUUCCUGAGGGACCCAGGGAGGUGUUCGGAUGCCCUCCUCUGGGCUCCUUUCUAACAUUAGCUCUAGAAACAGUCGCGCAUCUCGGUGGGUCAUGCGAGCCCUCGCUGCCGGAAGGGGCCUGAGAAGAGGCUCCCGCUAGAGCUCCCUCACGCCAGCCACGGUGGGAAGGCUUCGGUGGGGCUCUGGACUUGGUUUCCUGCUUGGCCAGGAAAAAAUUCAAAGCUCUGAAGGAAGCAGGCCCUGCCCCUGGCUCCUUGAAUGCCCCAUUUCUUUUUCAAUUGGUGUUUAGCCCUUGAUGUCUGAGACUUUGUUAUGAUAAUUUCUACCGAUUUUCAUGCUGUCCCAAAUACCCAGUUUCUCUCUGAGGAAAGUAAAAUAAAUUGAAUAAGGAGAAAUUGGAUAAGGAGAAAUCAAAAGCCAUCCUAAUUCCCUGACCAGGCAUGGUUGGCAGACCCAGCAGGGCCCUGCGGCCAGUGCUGCUGCUCUGCCCCCGGGGAGGGCUCCCCCGAGGGGCUCAGGCCGAUCCCCUGCGCCCACCGACCGACCAGAGGGCAGGAAAGCAGACCUCUCAGCAGCCCCAGCUUGGUGGGUACUCACCUGGGUGUUCAGAAGGUUCUAGGGCCACUGUGUUUUUAAGCAUCAUCUGUGCCUCAAAAUACCAUAGUAGCUGCUUGAUAAAAUCCUGGUUCUCCACUGUGUAAACAUGAUUCUAUACAAUCACCCAUCUGUUAAGACUCUUUCGUCUGUGUCUCAUAUCAGAGUCGUUAUUUUUCUUCCUGUGGAAUAAAAUGCUUUAUCAACUUCCCA
Lynx canadensis (Canada lynx) is the source of this 16331-nucleotide messenger RNA. It is a transcript of the gene VPS13D, whose product is annotated as vacuolar protein sorting 13 homolog D. Gene Ontology annotation, biological process: protein targeting to vacuole; protein retention in Golgi apparatus; mitochondrion organization. The coding region runs from base 363 to 13535 and encodes 4390 amino acids. The transcript is spliced from 71 exons. The record is from RefSeq and is a predicted model, not a curated record. NCBI's taxonomy places the organism in Eukaryota, Metazoa, Chordata, Mammalia, Carnivora, Felidae. Gene Ontology annotation, molecular function: protein binding. Gene Ontology annotation, cellular component: extrinsic component of membrane.